Messenger RNA from Closterium sp. Naga37s-1, 1173 nucleotides. Lineage: Eukaryota; Viridiplantae; Streptophyta; Zygnematophyceae; Desmidiales; Closteriaceae. The record is from the annotation of a GenBank genome assembly.
AUGGGUGAUGAGAGUAGGGAGAAGGGUGAUGAGAGAAGGGAGAAGGGAGAUGGGAGUUGGGAGAAGGGUGAUGAGAGUAGGGAGAAGGGUGAUGAGAGUAGGGAGAAGGGUGAUGAAAGUAGGGAGAAGGGUGAUGAGAGUAGGGAGAAGGGUGAUGAGAGUAGGAAGAAGGGAGAUGAGAGUAGGGAGAAGGGUGCAGAGAGUAGGGAGAAGGGUGAUGAGAGUAGAGAGAAGGGUGAUGAGAGCAGGGAGAAGGGUGAUGAGAGUAGGGAGAAGGGUGAUGAGAGUAGGGAGAAGGGUGAUGAGAGUAGGGAAAGGGGUGAUGAGAGUAGGGAGAAGGGUGAUGAGAGUAGGGAGAAGGGAGAUGAGAGUAGGGAGAAGGGUGAUGAGAGUAGGGAGAAGGGUCAUGAGAGAAGGGAGAAGGGAGAUGAGAGUAGGGAGAAGGGUGAUGAGAGUAGGGAGAAAGCAACUUCAGCUUGGAAGCGCAUGGGUGAUGAGAGUAGGGAGAAGGGUGAUGAGAGAAGGGAGAAGGGAGAUGAGAUUAGGGAGAAGGGUGAUGAGAGUAGGGAGAAGGGUGAUGAGAGAAGGGAGAAGGGUGAUGAGAGUAGGGAGAAGGGAGAUGAGAUUAGGGAGAAGGGUGAUGAGAGUAGGGAGAAAGGUGAUGAGAGUAGGGAGAAGGGUGAUGAGAGUAGGGAGAAGGGUGAUGAGAGUAGGGAGAAGGGUGAUGAAAGUAGGGAGAAGGGUGAUGAGAGUAGGGAGAAGGGUGAUGAGAGUAGGAAGAAGGGAGAUGAGAGUAGGGAGAAGGGUGUAGAGAGUAGGGAGAAGGGUGAUGAGAGUAGAGAGAAGGGUGAUGAGAGCAGGGAGAAGGGUGAUGAGAGUAGGGAGAAGGGUGAUGAAAGUAGGGAGAAGGGUGAUGAGAGUAGGGAAAGGGGUGAUGAGAGUAGGGAGAAGGGUGAUGAGAGUAGGGAGAAGGGAGAUGGGAGUAGGGAGAAGGGUGAUGAGAGUAGGGAGAAGGGUGAUGAGAGUAGAGAGAAGGGUGAUGAGAGUAGGGAGAAGGGUGAUGAGAGUAGGGAGAAGGGUGAUGAGAGUAGGGAGAAGGGUGAUGAGAGUAGGGAGAAGGGAGAUGAGAGUAGGGAGAAAGGUGAUGAGAGUAGGGAGAAGGGAGAAGGGUGA